GGGAGUGUCCCAAGUAUAUAUACUUAAACCGACAAAAGAAUGCUGCACCAUUCCACAACUCAGAAAUUUAGAGGCAAACAAAGCUAUCCAGGGAAGAAGGGGUCACCGUCAAACAUCCUUAUUCAUCAACAAUCAAGAAAGUGCAAGUGACUAUACUGAUAUCUAGCACAAAUCUGAUCUUCAAAUACUCUCCAGUCAUUGUCUAAUAUGAUUUCUGGAGCAAAUGUCUACCGUGUCUUCGAGGCAAUAAUACCAUUGUAUGUAGCCAUGCUUUCAGCUUAUAUUUCCAAAAAAUGGUGGAAACUUUUCACCCCUGAUCAGUGCUCAGGAAUCAACAAAUUUGUGGCCAAGUUUUCCAUCCCUCUACUAUCCUUCCAGGUGAUCUCCUCCAAUAAUCCUUACAAAAUGAACCUCAAACUCAUACUGUCAGAUACAACACAAAAAUUGCUAGCUAUCUUCAUAUUUAUCAUCUUUGUCAAACUAAGAUACAAAUGCAGUUUGGAUUGGCUGAUUACUGGGUUCUCUCUAUCUACUCUACCCAACACCUUGAUUAUCGGGCUUCCUUUACUAAAAGCUAUGUAUGGAGAUGAAGCUUCCAAACUGCUCAGCCAGAUAAUUGUCCUACAGAGUUUGGUUUGGUAUACACUACUGCUUUUUCUGUUUGAAGUCAGGGCUGCUGAUGAAAUCAUUCCUGAUCCAACUGACAGCUCAAAUGAGUCAGAAGCACCAGAAGGAAUACAAAUUAAACCAGAAACGGAUGAAGUCAAAACAUUGAGCCCUCGAGGGACUAAAACUCAUCACAUUUUGCGGAUAGUGGGGAGGAAACUUUUGAAAAAUCCUAAUACUCACUCAUGCUUGGCUGGCUUCAUUUGGGCACUAAUUGUCUUUAAGUGGGGAGUCAAGCUUCCAGCAAUAGUUGCAAGCUCCAUAGCAAUAUUAUCUGAUGGUGGACUUGGGAUGGCUAUGUUCAGCUUAGGGCUUUUCAUGGCAAGCCAACCUAAGUUAGUAGCUUGCGGAAUUCGAAUGGCAGCCCUGUCAAUGGGAAUAAAAUUCAUCCUAGGACCAGCAUUAAUGGCAAUUUCUUCCUAUGCUGUUGGACUUAGGGGCACUCUGUUAAGCAUCGCAAUUGUCCAGGCAGCCCUUCCUCAAGGAAUAGUUCCAUUUGUGUUUGCUAGAGAGUAUGGUGUGCAUCCAGAGAUUCUAAGCACUGGGGUUAUAAUUGGUAUGCUUAUAGCAAUACCGAUAGCAUUGGCAUACUACCUUGUUUUAGACCACAUACAAUAGCUAUGCAGAAAAGAGAAGUAGAGGUAAAAAGUUUUCUACACAAUGUUACAGCAAAAGAAAGUAGAUACCAAGUGUCUCGAGAUUCUCAACCAUUAGUGGUUCCAUACCCCAAAAUAGGUAGCUUAAGAAAUAACUUUGUAUAAAAGAUAUGAUCGUUC
Dioscorea cayenensis subsp. rotundata (Guinea yam) is the source of this 1442-nucleotide messenger RNA. RefSeq names its product probable auxin efflux carrier component 8. Bases 208 to 1284 code for a protein of 358 amino acids. The transcript is spliced from 6 exons. Gene Ontology annotation, cellular component: endoplasmic reticulum; plasma membrane. Gene Ontology annotation, biological process: auxin polar transport; auxin export across the plasma membrane. The record is from RefSeq and is a predicted model, not a curated record. Lineage: Eukaryota; Viridiplantae; Streptophyta; Magnoliopsida; Dioscoreales; Dioscoreaceae. Gene Ontology annotation, molecular function: auxin efflux transmembrane transporter activity.